This is a messenger RNA of Papaver somniferum (opium poppy), 1003 nucleotides long. RefSeq names its product oxygen-evolving enhancer protein 3-2, chloroplastic-like. Lineage: Eukaryota; Viridiplantae; Streptophyta; Magnoliopsida; Ranunculales; Papaveraceae. Gene Ontology annotation, biological process: photosynthesis; photosynthetic electron transport chain. Bases 132 to 836 code for a protein of 234 amino acids. The transcript is spliced from 3 exons. The record is from RefSeq and is a predicted model, not a curated record. Gene Ontology annotation, molecular function: calcium ion binding. Gene Ontology annotation, cellular component: chloroplast; photosystem II oxygen evolving complex; photosystem II.
ACAAACAAAUAUGCAAACCAUAUACAUCCAAAUAAGUUCUAUUAUUUCUCUAGUUUCUAUCUGAAACUUGCAAGACAAUAACACAGAAAAGAAAGAAAGAAGAGUUUGCAGAGAAAAAAAAGAGAGGAAAAAUGGCACACGCAAUGGCUUCUACAACUGGAUUACGUGGUAGCUCACAAGCUGUCUUGGAAGGUAGCCUUCAACUCAACAGCUCCACCCGAUUGAGUGGAGUCAGCAACAGCCGAGUAAGCGUAAUUAGUCGAUCUAGUUUCACAGUUAAAGCUCAGUCAUCGGACAAUGAAGCUGUAGCUCAGAGUAGUCGCCGAGCUGUCUUGGGACUAGUAGCUACCGGAUUGGUAAGUGGCUCAUUCAUUCAGCGUGUGCUUGCUGAAGCAAGGCCAAUUAAGGUGGGAUCACCUCCCAAGCCAUCCGGUGGAUUGCCUGGAACUCUGAACUCAGACCAAGCUAGAGAUCUUGAUCUACCAUUGAAGGAGAGGUUCUUCCUUCAACCACUGUCUCCAACAGAGGCUGCACAAAGAGCUAAAGAAGCGGCUAAAGAGAUUCUUAAUGUGAAGAGUAACAUAGACAAGAAGGCGUGGCCUUAUGUUCAGAACGAUCUUCGUUCCCAGGCUGGAUAUCUUCGUUACGAUCUCAAAACCAUCAUCUCUUCAAAGUCUAAGGAAGAAAAGGCUUCGCUUACAGAACUCACCAACAAACUCUUUAAUUCCCUUGACAGCCUGGACAAUGCAGCAAAGAUCAAAAGCAGCGAAGCAGCAGCAAAGAGUUAUGCCGACGCUGUAGUGUCUCUGAAUGAUGUUAUUGCCAAGCUUGGUUAAUUUAUAUUGAAAGAAUAAUAAUCCGCCUUCGCUUAAACUUGUACCUUCUGCAAAUCUCCUUUUGGCACAUUUUAUGGCUGUGGCAAACCUGAUAAAUAAACAAAAAAAGCGCGUUCUAGGCAUCCUAGACGCACAAAUCCAAUAAGAAAAUCAUAAUACCUCUUAGU